AUGAAUGACACUGAUGAGGAGCCCGCGGAGGCAGUAGCUACAUUCACACUGAUGCCGCCUAAGUUUCGUCUACAUCGUGACAUCAUAUUCAGCCUUGAUGAUUUGUUUUCUUCCCUCGGCGGUACAACAGCUCUCUUCGUUGGAGCCAGCGUUUUGACAGUGGUUGAGUCGAUACUCUUCAUUAUUAGAUACAUUGUGUCGACUUUGGUUGAAUGGCAUCAUAAAAGAAAAUUUAAAUACCAAAAA
Brenthis ino (lesser marbled fritillary) is the source of this 246-nucleotide messenger RNA. The record is from the annotation of a GenBank genome assembly. NCBI's taxonomy places the organism in Eukaryota, Metazoa, Arthropoda, Insecta, Lepidoptera, Nymphalidae.